AAACGCGAUCCAGAGCGUGGCAAGUGGGGAGGGAGGAAAACCCCGCGCGAGAGCGAGCGGGACUCGCGUCGCGCCUCCGCCUUCGCGAAUUUCUGUUUCGCCUGCUCGGCGCGGCGGUGCGCGCGAGCGCUGAGCCGACCCGGAGAGAGGGAGGAGAGUGGGAGAGGGGAACCCUAGGCAGGAGCGCGGCGGGCGGCGGUGAUGGGGAGCAGGGGAGUCGGCGGGGUGGCGGCGUCGGCGUCGGCGGGGGACCCGAGCAGCCCGAGCGCGCGGGCGUGGGGCGAGGACGAGGCGGCGCCCGGGAAGGUGAAGCUGAUGUGCAGCUUCGGGGGCCGGAUCGCGCCGCGGCCCGGGGACGGGGCGCUGCGGUACGUGGGCGGCCAGACGCGCCUCAUCUCCGUCCCGCGCGCCGCCUCCUUCGGGGAGCUCCUGCGCAAGGUGGAGGCGGUGGACGAGGCCGCCGCCGCGCCCGCCCCCGGCGCCGGGGGCGUGCUCGUCAGGUACCAGCUCCCCGGGGAGGACCUCGACUCGCUCAUCUCCGUGUCGGGCCCCGAGGACUACGAGAACAUGAUGGAGGAGUACGAGAAGCUGGCCGCCGCCGCGCCCGACGGCUCCGCCAAGCUCCGGGUCUUCCUCUUCCCGGCCUCCGGGAGCGAGGCCGGCGGCUCCGGCUCCGGCUCCGGCUCCCACCAACUCGCCACCGCCGCCGUCGACGAGUCCGGGCAGCGGUACAUCGACGCCAUCAACUGCGUCUCCGCGGAGGCCGUCGCCGCGGCCAUGCGCCGCAAGGACAGCGUCGCCAGCGCCGGGUCCUCGGCGCACAACUCCGAGGCCUCUGAGUACAGCGGCCUCGUCGAAGGUAUGUCGCCACGGGCCGGACCGCCGCCGCCUCCCGUUGCAGCUGAAUACUCGUAUUCAGGUGGGGCCCAAUACCAUGGUGGCUUCCCAGAUUCGGUGGGGUUCAGUGCCGUCACCAUGUCAGCUCCAGCGAUGGGCAUUCCGGCGCAAAAUCCUAUACUGGUUAGGACAGAGCCAUCAUCAGUGCAGCCUCAUCAGGUUGCUGCUGCUUAUGCGACAUCACAGCAGCCACCUCAAGUUGCUUCUUAUUUGCAGCAGCAGCAGCAGCAGCAGCAGCCUCAAGUCACCCAAUAUGUGCCGCACCAGCAGCAUCAGGCAACUGCUUACGUGCAGCAGAUGCCGCAGUCGUAUAUAGAGCCGCAGCAAGUCCACUACAUCAACGCACAACAAUUUGGUGUUCAUGGUGCUCCCCAUUCUGUCAAUUUUGUGCCUGUGCAAAUGAGUCAGUUCAUGCCUAGCAUUCCAGCAACGAGUUCUAUGCCGACUGCGGUCACCCAACAAGUCGGUACGUUCAGGCCUGUUUCUGCUGGUGCAGAACCUGUACAGGAGAACGUGCAUUUUGCAAGGCAAGUGCAAGCUCCAGUUGAUCAGAGUUACCGGGUGCUGCAGACACCACUGUCGCAGUUUCCUCCUUUGCCUUCUAUGCAUCUGCAGACAAGUGAUGCACAGAGAUAUGGUGUUCAACCAGUGAUAACAAGCACAACAAGCACACCGGUGCUGACAAGCUCAGGGACAAUUCCUGUGGUGGUUAGCUCGACCACUGUUCCAUCUCUGAGGUAUGAUGAUUGCACAAUGUGCCAGAAAGCAUUGCCGCACGCUCAUUCGGAUAACAUUAUCCAGGAUCGGGGAAAUCCUCAUGCAGCGGGCAAUUCUGAGGCAGUUCCAAUGUUUUACAGCCUGCAUCAAGAUAGCACAUCCAACAAAUCUAGUCCUAGUGCAAGCUCAGGAACUCCUGCUAAUUACAUGGCAGAACCGAGAGCUGGGAACACAGGAGGGAUGAUGGGGCAAUUUGAGCCAACGCUUCCUGCCAGAAUACCUGCAGUCCAUGUAAAUGCAUCUCCUGAUGCAGGUGUGCAGGUUCAACCCACCAUGGUUGCUUUACCAGUUUCUAGUGCACCUACUCCAAAUGGAGUAUUUGUGCGUCAUCCUCCUCAGGCUGGGCCUGAAGAUCCUGCCAGGUACCAGCAGCAACCAUACUCUUAUAGCACGCAACCACCGCAAGUUCCAGUGAAUGGCCCACAAGUCAUUGAUGCCAGUGCAUACAAAAAUUCAAACCAUCCAGCAACAGAACCGCUUAGAGAAUAUGCUCGUGAUCUUCCUAAUGAUUAUGCCAGAGCUGUCGAUGCCCGUAUGCAAGGAGUUCAUUUGGGUCCCAUCGCCCCUCCAGAAUCUAGUGUUCAAGGAAGGCCUUCUGUUCCUCACAGUGCCAUUGACUAUGCAAAAGUUGAGAAGCCACCUGUAAAUAUUGGCAGUAGUUCUAUCUACGAAUCUCAAGCUGGAGGGUAUCAUAUGGGGAUUACCAAUGCCUUUACUGCUCCUGCUUUGACCCAAGAGGACAACAUUGCACGGCAUAGUGAACAACCACCUGCUUUUGAUGUUGGUGCACAAAAUGCUCAUCCUGACAUAAUCCAGCAUCCACUCAAUGUGGCAGUCCAAAACAACCUUAGAGUGCCCAUAGAACCACCUGUUUCCAAUGAAAAGGUUCCUGUGCGACCACCGUACUCCGGUGUUCAGGUUCCUGCUGGGCCGCCUCCACAACAUCCUAGGGAAAUGGUUGGUCACUUGGUUUCUGGUCCCCCUAAUGGCAGCAGUAAAUUUCCGCUGCAGGCUACUGCUGGUAUUGACCGUGUUGAAGGUACACGGGAACCAGCUUACACUGAUUCACUUUUCUCAAACCAGGAUCCUUGGAAAGCAGUGGGAAAUGCUUCUUUAGUGCCUCCAAGGCCAAUCAAGCUAGCUAAAGAGCCUGUUGCUUCUGGAGACCAAUAUAUGGAUGGUUAUGUUCCUGAUAUCAACACAAAUGCUGCUGCACUCUUAGAAGAAGGGAAUCUUUCACGCAUUCGGGACCCAGGGUUUAAGGAUAUCCACACAGUUAAAGUGAACAAAGGAUUUGGUGAGGAAAAUAUCAAGCGGCAAUUACAAGCUGUUGCUGAAGGGGUGGCAGCAUCAGUUCUUCAGUCACCCUUUCCAGAAAAACCAGCUGUGUUAUCUGGUGAUCAAAUAGAUUCACAUGGAGCAGUAGUUGAUGCAAAAGUUCAGGAUGAGGGGAACAAUCAGUCAGACAAAACAAGCCAGGGUGUUCAAGUUUUGGAUGAUAACCUUCAGAUAAUCAAGAACAGUGAUCUUGAAGAAUUGCGUGAACUGGGUUCUGGGACCUUUGGUACAGUUUACCAUGGGAAAUGGAGAGGUACUGAUGUUGCUAUUAAGAGAAUCAAUGAUCGAUGCUUUGCUGGGAAGGCAUCUGAGCAAGAACGCAUGAGAACUGAUUUCUGGAAUGAAGCUGACAAGCUUGCAUCUCUACACCAUCCAAAUGUUGUAGCCUUUUAUGGUGUUGUUCUAGAUGGGCCUGGUGGAUCUGUUGCAACGGUAACUGAGUACAUGGCCAAUGGUUCACUCCGACAGGCAUUACAAAGACAUGAAAACAGGAUAUUCGAUCGGCGUAGGCGUCUACUAAUUGCAAUGGAUGUUGCAUUUGGAAUGGAGUAUUUGCAUGGGAAGAAUAUUGUGCAUUUUGACCUAAAGAGUGAUAAUUUGCUCGUUAACCUAAGGGAUCCUCAACGCCCUAUAUGCAAGGUUGGUGAUUUGGGCUUAUCGAAGGUUAAAUGUCAGACACUAAUCUCUGGUGGUGUGCGAGGCACGCUCCCUUGGAUGGCUCCUGAGCUGUUGAAUGGCAGCAGCAGCCUUGUUUCUGAAAAGGUUGAUGUUUUCUCGUUUGGAAUCGUGAUGUGGGAGCUACUUACUGGUGAGGAGCCUUAUGCUGAGCUGCACUAUGGCGCCAUCAUAGGUGGGAUCGUGAACAACACGCUGCGUCCUCCGGUGCCAGAGUCCUGUGAUUCCCAGUGGAGGGCGUUGAUGGAGCAGUGCUGGUCAGCUGAACCGUCAGAGAGGCCAAGCUUCACAGAGAUUGGCAAGAGCCUGCGCGCCAUGGCGGCUUCUCCUACCAAGGUGCAACCACAGAAAUAGACGCUGCGGCUCACGCCGGGACGUUCAGCGGCCUGCCGGUCUCUGCAGCCUGGGAGGUUCCAUGACUUCUGUAUAUGAAAAAUAAGGUGGGGAAUGGGGAUAGACAAGAGAACGUGGCAAGCUUAUAGAGUCGGUGGAUGGUCGAUGCUUCCUGUCGUGCUUUUACCGGGCCACGGAAACAUAUGUGGCGUAAAGAGUGGACCGUGAGCAUGUACAUGAGGUGUUAUAUUGCAGGGUUAGCGUGCGAAUCUCGUGUACUCGUAGGCUCGUAGCCAUGGGGUCAGCCCUCGAUCCUGGGCGUUUUGAUGGGCCAGCGCCUUGCAAAAGAAGCGCUGUUUGAGCCUGCUUAGCACUUGCUUUGGGAAGAACCCAAGCUUCAGCCU
Panicum virgatum (switchgrass) is the source of this 4424-nucleotide messenger RNA. RefSeq names its product probable LIM domain-containing serine/threonine-protein kinase DDB_G0286997. The transcript is spliced from 9 exons. Lineage: Eukaryota; Viridiplantae; Streptophyta; Magnoliopsida; Poales; Poaceae. Gene Ontology annotation, biological process: protein phosphorylation; signal transduction. Gene Ontology annotation, cellular component: cytoplasm. The coding region runs from base 202 to 4041 and encodes 1279 amino acids. Gene Ontology annotation, molecular function: ATP binding; protein kinase activity; protein binding. The record is from RefSeq and is a predicted model, not a curated record.